AUGGCCCGCUCGCUCGCUCCUGGCGACCGUGCGGGGGGCGACGGCGGCGACGCGGCCGAACCUCCCGGCCUGCUCGCCGCCGGCGCACUGCCAGCCUCCAGCCGUGCCACUGCUCAGCCUCCACCAUCCUCCCUCCACCCGUCGCCUCCACCCGCCGCCGGCUGCCACACACCACCCGCUUCCGCCACCGACUCCCCCACGUCCACCGUCGCCGCCGGCGCCGACCACCCACACCCCACCCUCCACCCGUCCUCCGCCCGCCCUCCGUCUACCGCCGCCAGCCCCCUUCCUGCGCUGUCUGCUCGGCCUCGUCUUGAAGCCCGGAGCGCCGGCAACGCGACGUUGCGAGCUGGAACGCCAUGCCACCCAGGGAGCACCUUCCAGGAUCACCUUCUUCGUGAUUUCUACACAACUGCUGUGCCAGGUGACAUCGUUCCCAACCACCCUGUUCCUCUUUGGGUCACGCCUGCUUCUAACGAUCCUCGCUACAACCUUUGCCUUUGUCAAGAACAUGCUUAA
Panicum virgatum (switchgrass) is the source of this 519-nucleotide messenger RNA. Its product is annotated as pectinesterase inhibitor 10-like. The record is from RefSeq and is a predicted model, not a curated record. Lineage: Eukaryota; Viridiplantae; Streptophyta; Magnoliopsida; Poales; Poaceae. Bases 1 to 519 code for a protein of 172 amino acids. The transcript has a single exon.